CGUGCAUUGGCCAUGAAGGCGGUUCACAAGCGGCACUGCUGGGAGUGCCGCCGGCGGUGUCUGGUGUGUGACUUCACCGAGCCGGCGUGCAGGAGGUGCUCAGCCGCCGGCGUCCAGUGUCCGGGUUACGGCCAUGUGAAACCGACCCGGCUCAAGUGGCUCUCGCCGGGGCGGGUUGUCGCUCGAGCCGACCGAAAACGG
Molecule: messenger RNA, 201 nt
Organism: Thermothielavioides terrestris NRRL 8126
Lineage: Eukaryota; Fungi; Ascomycota; Sordariomycetes; Sordariales; Chaetomiaceae
Exons: 1
Biological process (GO): regulation of DNA-templated transcription
Molecular function (GO): zinc ion binding; DNA-binding transcription factor activity, RNA polymerase II-specific
Source: RefSeq, a predicted model, not a curated record